GGAAAACUAACGAUACAAAGGACAAUGCACAGUGUAUAUCCUAGUGAUAUUUUGUAUGCUGUGACGUGGGUUUUGCCAUGGCAUCUGAGACUGAAAAGGCCCGUGCUCUUCUCCAAACUUUCAGCACAGCUUCAGUAAUUUCUAGUCUAGGCUUGGGAAUAUUCUGCUUUGUGGCAGACAGACUUCUGCAGUUUUCCUUCGUUCAGCAAAAUGACUGGCUCCGAGCCUUCUCUGAUAAUGCAGUGCAUGGCAUACUGGGAAUGUGGUCCUGGGCAAUAGUGAUUGGGCUCAGGAAGAGGAGUGACUUCACUGAGGUCACGCUGGCUGGCUUCCUCGCCUCUGUCAUUGAUGUGGACCACUUCUUUCUUGCUGGCUCACUGUCAUUAAAGGCUGCUCUGACUCUUCCACGGAGGCCACUUCUUCAUUGUUCUACUGUGAUUCCUGUUGUGGCUCUGACAUUAAAGUUUGUUAUGCACCUUUUCAAGCUUAAGGAUUCAUGGUGCUUUCUUCCCUGGAUGUUGUUCAUAUCCUGGACUUCUCAUCAUGUGCGUGAUGGGAUUCGUCACGGCCUCUGGAUCUGCCCAUUUGGGAAAACUCCUCCUUUGCCAUAUUGGCUUUAUGUGGCAAUUACAGCAUCUUUACCUCAUCUGUGUUCAUUUGUUAUGUAUUUAACAGGCACUAGAGAAUUAAUGUCUAUAAAACAUGGAAUCCACAUUGAUGUAUAAGAAUGAUGGCUCUUUAAACAUUGAUUGUAUUAGCACUUGAAAUAAGCUGUCUGUUGGUCAAUGAAGUGGUUUCCUUCUGUUUCCUACAACUUCAGAGUUAGAGGCAUUUUAAGCCUGGGGAACCAGUUAAAGCUCCUGUGUCAAUUCCUUGUGGUCACAGAAACCUAUUUA
Merops nubicus (carmine bee-eater) is the source of this 896-nucleotide messenger RNA. It is a transcript of the gene TMEM267, whose product is annotated as chromosome unknown open reading frame, human C5orf28. The transcript is spliced from 2 exons. The record is from RefSeq and is a predicted model, not a curated record. NCBI's taxonomy places the organism in Eukaryota, Metazoa, Chordata, Aves, Coraciiformes, Meropidae. The coding region runs from base 78 to 725 and encodes 215 amino acids.